Molecule: messenger RNA, 1585 nt
Organism: Hibiscus syriacus
Lineage: Eukaryota; Viridiplantae; Streptophyta; Magnoliopsida; Malvales; Malvaceae
Product: probable arabinosyltransferase ARAD1
Exons: 3
Coding region: 52-1488 (478 amino acids)
Molecular function (GO): glycosyltransferase activity
Source: RefSeq, a predicted model, not a curated record
GUUAUAGAAGGAAACUAAAGAUCAAAGCCAAAAAGAAAAAGCCAUUAAAAAAUGGCAAUCAAAAUUAGUACAACAGCAGCAGCAAAAUCCCUGUUUCUCACAUUCAUUCUCCUCCUUUCCCUUUCUUUCUUCAUCGUCAUCUUCUUCAUCUUCAACUCUCCUUCUACAAAACCCACAAAUUCCUUUCCCCAAAAUCACUUUCUUUCCUUCCCAAACUCCAUUAAAGUCUACGUGCCCGACCUUCCCAGAUCCCUCAACUAUGGCUUGCUCCAACAGUACUGGGAUUCCAAUCACCACGAUUCCCGAAUCCCCACCGACCCAGAUCACCGGAUCUCGACUACCCAUAUCUCAAAACCCGCCAAAUACCCUCCUUACCCCGAGAAUCCAUUGAUCAAGCAAUACAGUGCGGAGUACUGGAUCAUGGGUGACUUGGAAACCCCUCAGGAAAUGAGGAUCGGUUCUUUUUCCAAAAGGGUUUUCGAUGCCAACGAGGCUGACGUUGUUUUUGUUCCCUUCUUUGCUACACUGAGUGCUGAGAUGGAGCUGGGAUCCGGAAGCGGUGCGUUUAGGAAGAAAGCUGGGAAUGGGGAUUUCUUGAGGCAAGAGAAAGUGAUGGAUUUUGUGAUGAACACUGAUGCUUGGAAAAGAUCCGGCGGCCGUGAUCAUGUCUUUGUUCUCACUGACCCUGUUGCAAUGUGGCAUUUCAGAGCGGAGAUAGCCCCAGCGGUCUUACUGGUUGUGGAUUUUGGUGGGUGGUAUAGGCUUGAUACGAAAUCAUCCGACGGUACCUCAUCAGACAUGAUACGUCACACCCAAGUUUCGUUGCUUAAAGAUGUGAUUGUCCCAUAUACCCAUCUGCUUCCUCGGUUGCAGCUAUUGGAAAACCAGAAACGUCACACACUCCUUUAUUUUAAGGGAGCUAAACAUAGGCACCGGGGUGGCCUAGUUCGAGAAAAAUUAUGGGACUUGUUGGCUAACGAACCGGGAGUGAUUAUGGAAGAAGGGUUCCCUAAUGCCACCGGUAGAGAGAAGUCAAUUAAGGGGAUGAGAUCAUCCGAGUUCUGCUUGCACCCAGCUGGUGAUACUCCCACUUCAUGCCGAGUCUUUGAUGCCAUUCAAAGCCUUUGUAUACCAGUGAUUGUAAGCGACAAUAUCGAGCUGCCCUUUGAAGGGAUGCUGGAUUACUCCACGUUUUCAGUUUUUGUAGCAGUGAGUGAUGCUUUGAAACCAAAUUGGCUCGUUUCUCAUCUUAGAAGCAUCUCCGAAAAACAUAGGAACGAACUCCGUCGAGUCAUGGCUGAGGUUCAGCCUGUUUUUGUGUAUGAUAACGGUCAUCCAGGCGGUAUUGGGCCAAUCCCUCCGGAUGGUGCCGUUAAUCAUAUUUGGAGAAAGGUUCAUCAAAAACUGCCUGCGAUUAAGGAAGCCAUUGUCCGUGAGAAACGAAAACCGGCAAAUACAUCUAUCCCUCUACGAUGCCAUUGCACCUGAAUGUAAGAUUAAAGAUUCAUUUCAUGUUUUUCACUCGUUUUUCAGAUUGCAUAAAUGAGAAAUGCAAUAGUUUUAGUUUUGUAGUUUUCUUAAAAGU